Argentina anserina (silverweed cinquefoil) is the source of this 757-nucleotide messenger RNA. RefSeq lists its product as uncharacterized. The record is from RefSeq and is a predicted model, not a curated record. The transcript is spliced from 3 exons. Bases 59 to 544 code for a protein of 161 amino acids. Lineage: Eukaryota; Viridiplantae; Streptophyta; Magnoliopsida; Rosales; Rosaceae.
UUGAAGGAAACUCGAAAACAGUGUAGAGAAUAAUCGAGGCAGCAUAGAGUGUGGGGUGAUGGAGGAAGCAGAAGCUCCGACUGAUCGUCCUCCGUAUGUGGAGGUGAAGUGCGAGAUCUCAGGUAUGAGAAGGCGCUUCGCAAUUGGCACGGAAGCUGGUUUCGCAGUGUCUGUCAUCAACGACAAAUUGGGUUCAGUUGACUCUGUGUACAUUGAAGCCGUCAAGGAUGGUGAGGAGCCCAUCACUUUCGGACCCAACUCACUUCUCGUCGACUACGGCCACGGUUGGACAUUGCACACUGUUACCCAACUCGUAUUUUCUGGUGAAGAAGGUGUUGUUAGGCCUAAGCCAAAGCAAGUUCCUCAUGUAAUGAGCUCUGACAACUUGCUUGCUAAAAAGAGGGUACCAAAUCAAGCAAUCAAUUUUAUGUACAUUGGAAAGAUACUGUUAGCUUUCAUUUUAAUUUUUGUACUCGGCGCAGUUUUGACUCUGGUUCUUGAAAACGUUCCUAGGCUGAUAGAGUUGCUCGAACAGUACGUGUAAUCUAACAAGACUAGACAGAAAUUUGCCCCAAGUCGAUUUGUUCAUUGUAUAAAACAAAAGCAGAACUGAAUAUAUCCUCUCAAACUAUAUUGGCUUGACACUAGACCAAAGGGUAGGGCUAGGUCAAUAUGUUUAGGUACUCAUUUGAUUUCUCUCUGAGUUGAGUUGUGCUGAACUACCUUUGAAUUCAGAUUUGGAGAUGAUGCAGUUGAA